Messenger RNA from Cutaneotrichosporon cavernicola, 837 nucleotides. RefSeq lists its product as uncharacterized. The transcript has 7 exons. Bases 1 to 837 code for a protein of 278 amino acids. NCBI's taxonomy places the organism in Eukaryota, Fungi, Basidiomycota, Tremellomycetes, Trichosporonales, Trichosporonaceae. The record is from RefSeq and is a predicted model, not a curated record.
AUGGCCGCACCAUUCCAGGACGCCGUCGUCCUCUUCGGCGACUCGAUCACGUCGCAGCAGUAUGUUCCCGGCUCGAUGCAGGCGCGUUUCUGCGACGCGUACCGACGCACGCUCGAUAUCCUAAACCGCGGGUAUGGGGGAUAUAACACGCGCUGGGCACGACAGAUGUUUGACACGAUCUUUGAGAAGAAGGAGAACGCGGCGCACGUGCCUGCUGUGAGACUCGUCACUAUCUGGUUCGGUGCUAAUGACUCUGUCCUCGCGGACGCAGAACAGACCGUGUCGCAACACGUCCCGCUGUCAGAGUACGAGGCCAACCUUCGCUUCUUUCUCGACAACCUCACCUCCCCCACAUCACCAUACGCCGUCGCUCACGAGCAGGGGCUUAAUAUUGUGCUGGUGACCCCGCCGCCGCUGUGUGUGUCGAUUAUGGGCGACUGCCCUUUCGCCCGUGAGCGCGUGCCCGCUAUCACGAAGGAGUAUGUCGACGUCGUCCUCCGCCUGGGAGAAGAAUAUGCGGCCAAGGCAACAAAGGACGGAAACUGGCGCCUCGGGACGGUGGACAUGUGGGACGCCACGAUCAAGGCGGCAGGAGGUGAGGGCGAGGAACUUGCCAAGUAUCUGAGCGACGGACUGCACCUCACGGCUGAGGGCUAUGCCACCUUCUGGGCCGAGUACACCAAGCUCGUCAAGACUGUGUUCAAGGGCCGAGGCCUCGAUUGGGAGAGUCUCGACGACCUGCCCCUCCGCAUGCCUCCGUGGGACCAGGUCGAUGCCACGAAGCCCGACGUCCUGGGCGGUAUGCGGUUGCCGCCUAUUCGCACAGAGCAGUUGUAG